UCCGGUUUAUUCACAUUCUUUAUUACGGCUCGCCGAUACUAACAGUGGAUCACUUCGCAAGAGGCCACGAGUGAGUCUCGGUAUACAGACAUCAGUCCAUCAAUACACGUCCAUGCUUGGAUGAAAACCCGGGUAACUUGUGCAGAGAGGAUGAGGGGUCAACUUCUAUAGAUAUCAUUUGUACUAAUUUAAAGAUUACUUGCACAACAAAUCUGGUGUGCUGGUCUCUCACCAUGGAAAAUACAAUUCUAUCAAAAGAACAAUGCAAUCAGAUAGAAGAAAACAGAAGAAGAGCCCUGGCUAGACGACAGCAAUGUCAGGCAAGACAAACACAUCUUGCUCAAGCAUCAAAGUCAGCUGCAGUUUCAAUGCUUUCUGUUGUGAACAGAGCAAAUGUUACAAUCCCAUCAUCAGUUCAAGUUAGGCCUUCUAAUCCUUCUUCUACAACAAAAAGAUUCAGCAGCAACAAAAGCCCUGAACAGCUCUUUCCACUUUCAAAUAGUGGAAUAAAGAGCUCCAAGGACAGUGUUUUGAGUUCUGGGGCUUGUGACAGCAAAGACAGUAAGAAUGUAGCAAAAAUCCCAAAAGAACAAAUCAAGGAGACGAUUGCAAAGAAACAGUUUUAUGGAUCUGCUGGCCAGACCAUAAGAGGACACUGUGUUUUGAUAUCAAGAUAUAGAUUUGAAGUGGUGGUUGUGUUUUCACCCCUGCUAGUAGAAAUCUUCAAAACAAUUCAUUCAAGACUGUAUGAUUCAAAAAGCAGACUAUGGCAGUUUCAUGUUACUGAUCAUGACACUCUGAUGAGAGCAGUUAGCAGCUUGAAACCAAAUGUGGAGAUAGAGCCACUGCCUAAAGCAAUUUUGCAGGUCUUCAAUUCCAGAGAAAACCAAGAAAAAGACAGCAUUCCCCAAGCAGAUCUUUCAAAAGUUGAUUCUGUUUUAGUGAACACUCUUAUGCCAUUCCAGAGGGAAGGUGUAAAUUUUGGUGUCCAUCAAAGGGGGCGAGUACUGAUUGCAGAUGACAUGGGCCUUGGCAAAACAUUACAGGCUAUCUGCCUGGCUUGUAUUUACAGAGACAAGUGGCCAUUGCUGAUUGUCACUCCAUCUUCAGUCCGCUUUGAUUGGGCACAACAGUUCAAGCGGUGGGUGCCAUCCAUUGACCCAUCUCAAGUGCAGGUUGCAGUUAGUGGUCAACAUGUCCCGACAGCUUCCUUGGUCAGCAUAAUCAGUUAUGACCUCUUGUCUCGAAAAUCUAAACAACUUGCAGAAGCUAAUUUUAAAAUCAUCAUUAUGGAUGAAUCUCAUUUUUUGAAGAAUUCAAAGACAAUGCGAGCAAAGGCAGCUUUGCCACUUUUGCAGAAAGCAAACCAUGUGAUUUUGCUAUCAGGUACACCAGCUCUGUCACGACCUUCAGAACUUUUCACACAAAUUGUUGCUGUUUGUCCACGCCUGUUCAACUUUCAUGAUUUUGGAGUUCGAUACUGUUCAGCCAAACAGCAUCAAUGGGGAUGGGAUUAUUCAGGCUGCUCUAAUACAAGGGAGCUUCAGCUCUUGCUUGAAGAAAAAAUAAUGAUAAGGCACUUGAAGCAGGAUGUACUGGCUCAGCUGCCAGCUAAAAGACGUCAGAUGAUUGUGCUGGACCCAGAAGCUGUGACCUCUUCACGAUCUUUUCAUCAAACAUCAUGUGCUAUGGAAAAAAAUAUCUCGUCAGCAGAGAAGAGAAUAGUUUUAAUGCAGUACUUUCAUGAAACUUGCAAAGUCAAGAUGUCAGCUGUCAGGGACUAUGUUGCAGACAUGCUUGCUGGAGAGAAAAAGUUCAUCAUCUUUGCUCAUCAUCAAGAAAUGUUGGACUGUUUAGAGGAUUUAAUUUCCAAGGAAGGCAUCGAAUACAUUCGUAUUGACGGAAGAACAACAGCAGAACAGCGAAACCUUUUUUGUCGAAAGUUUCAAAAUUCUGAUGAAUGCCGUGCAGCUAUACUUUCUAUUAUGGCUGCUAAUGCAGGGCUUAAUCUUUCCGCUGCUUCCAUAGUCAUCUUUGCUGAGCUAUUCUGGAAUCCUGGAAUUUUGGCACAAGCAGAAGAUCGAGCACAUAGGAUGGGACAGAAGGACUCAGUGAUAGUAUACUACCUGGUGGCACAGAAGACUGCCGAUGAUUACAUCUGGCCUCUGGUGCAAAGCAAGCUUCAAGUUCUUGGAAAAGGCCUUGCUCGUGAGGACUUCGCACAAGCAGACACUGCACAUAUGCAGGAUUCUAAGCAACUUGGACUUCUGGAUAUGUUCAAUAAAUCUUUUAUGGAGAAAACUACAGAUGUAGUUCUUCAGAAUGGUGAAGAUGGUGCACAAGAUCCUGUAACCACAGAUCAAGACAAACAAGAUACCUGCUCACCAAAAAGCGUAUGA
Molecule: messenger RNA, 2399 nt
Organism: Pomacea canaliculata
Lineage: Eukaryota; Metazoa; Mollusca; Gastropoda; Architaenioglossa; Ampullariidae
Product: SWI/SNF-related matrix-associated actin-dependent regulator of chromatin subfamily A-like protein 1
Biological process (GO): DNA repair; replication fork processing
Cellular component (GO): nuclear replication fork
Molecular function (GO): ATP binding; ATP-dependent chromatin remodeler activity
Source: RefSeq, a predicted model, not a curated record